This is a messenger RNA of Meleagris gallopavo (turkey), 797 nucleotides long. The record is from RefSeq and is a predicted model, not a curated record. Lineage: Eukaryota; Metazoa; Chordata; Aves; Galliformes; Phasianidae.
GCCGGGCCCCGGCGGUGCACAAUGCUCUGUAUGCAGGGGAUCUGCAGCGAGUCAAAGGCAUCUUCAGGGAUGAGAGCACAGCCAAUAUGGUGCUGGAGACGGUCAGCGAGGAGCUGGUGUGGUCACCUGAGCAGGGGCUGUGGGUUCUGAGCCCCCGCACCCAGCAGACCUCAGCGCUGCGCAUCGCGGCCGCCCGCGGUUACGAGGAAUGCGCCCGGCACCUGCUGCUGUGCGGGGCGGAGGUGGACGCCGUGGUGGGUGGGCGGGGGGCUCUGCACGACAGCGUGGCCGCCCCCCGACCCUCAAGCGCCCGCCUGCUGCUGUCGUUCGGUGCCGACCCCAACCUGCUCAGCUCGGACGGCAGCGCUCCGCUGCACCUCUGCACGGCGCCCGACAGCUUGCAGUACGCCCCGCCCCUUCCGCGACAAACCCCGCCCCUUCCGCGACAAACCCCGCCCCCUCAUCUGCAUGCGACGCUCCGCCCCUCCUGUGCGCCACCCAUUCGAUCUGCGCGCUAAGCCCCGCCCGCGCUUGCUGAUAGGCUCUGCCCCCUCGGUCUGCAUAUCCCGGUCACACCUGCGCUCUGGGUCAGCUUUGACCACGCCCACCCGCUGGUCACGCCCACACACCGCACCACCUUUUCCACCAAAGCCACGCCCACAUCUGACUGUGAUUUGCAUGUCGGGCUCCGCCUCCCACGUCAAUUCCCAUUGGCUCGCUGGAGCAAGCCACGCCCCCAAACAGCGCACACCCACCCUAAAGCCACGCCCACUCGCCCCGCGCCCGCCGGCGAUCCC